UGGAAAUUGUGGGAAACCAUUUUGAAGACAAAAUAAAUUUUUGCCCACCUCAAAUGGAAUCGCAUCUUAUUUUAUCAUUUCAUUUGGAUAUUUCUGGAAAUAUUUUACAUCAAUAAGCACAAAAAAGGAACAAUGACAUCUUUCAUGACCACAACUGGAUUAUCUCCUCCCUCCCAUCAAGAUGUUUUGGAAUCAAGUGCUCGACUUAUUGACAAGCAGUUACAAGAUGAUAGAAACUGCUUGGAGUUAUCAGAUCAAUUAAAAGUCCCCGUUCAUAAUCAGCCAAGUCACAGUGGACUAAAUGAGUUUGACUAUCCAAGUUUACCUGAUGCAGGAGUAGCUUUAGAUUGUCUGACAGAAGUAAGCAAUGUUAAAAGAGUGCCAUUACCUGCUGAAUUGGUAGAACAGUUUGGUCGAAUGCAGUGUAAUUGUAUGAUGGGUUUGUUUCCAGACAUCAGUAGAGCAUGGCUAACUAUAGAUAGUGAUAUAUUUGUGUGGAAGUAUGAAGAUGGAACUGAUAUAGCAUAUUUUGAUGGACUAAAUGAAACUAUUUUGUCAGUUGCACUUGUAAGACCUAAACAAGGUAUAUUCCAGCCACAUAUACAAUAUUUAUUAUGUCUGGCUACUCCAGUAGAUAUCGUUCUAUUAGGUGUCACCUUUACUAGACCAUUUGAUGGAGCCUCAGGUGGUGGAGAUAUGCACUUGUUACCAGAAUAUCUAUUUUCAAUACCAACAGACAAUACAUUUAUGAUGAACAUCAUAGGAACUGACAAUGGCAGAAUAUUUAUGGCAGGGAAAGAUGGAUGUUUGUAUGAAAUUGUAUAUCAGGCUGAUGAUGGUUGGUUCAGCAGAAAAUGUAGGAAGAUCAACCAUUCUACCAGUACUUUAUCCUUUCUUGUUCCUUCCUUCCUUAACUUUUCAUUCAGUGAAGAUGAUCCUCUUGUCCAACUGUGUAUUGACAAAUCAAGAAAUAUUCUGUAUGCUAGAACAGAGAAAGGAACAAUUCAAGUGUUUGACCUUGGACAGGAUGGUAAAAGCAUUGGCAAGGUCACAUCUGUACCAUUAGCGACAAUAGUACAUAAUGCUUCACAUGUAGCCAGAACAAUAGAAAGAUCAAAUUUCAAACCAAUUGUCCACAUUAGUGCUAUUUCACAGUCUGAAUCUUCUAAUAUCCAUCUUGUAGCAAUUACAAAAACAGGAGUCCGUCUGUAUUUUACAACAAAUCUAUUUGGCAGCAAUAAAGGGAGACCAUCUAUGUUGACUUUGGUGCAUGUAAGAUUACCUCCAGGAUUUUCUGCAACAUCAAGAGUGCAAAAACCACAGAAUGUUCAUAUGGCUUACUACAAAAAAGGCUCCUUAUUAUUAGUAUCGUCACAAACAGAAGACAGUGAUUUGUUAUGGACAAUGAGUCCAGAUUCUUUUCCUUUUCAAAGUCAGUUGAUGGAAGCUCAGACAACAACAGGUAUUGAUGGGAAGACAUGGGCAUUAUGUGAAGAGACAUCAGAAAACUAUGUAUCAGGAGCAAGCAAAGCUGAUCCUCCAGCCAUAGUCACUCAACACAGUGAUUUACCCAGGAAGUUCAUACUACUUAGUGCUCAGGGAAGUCAUAUAUUAACAAAAUUACGACCUGUUGACCAGUUACGAAUGUUAUUGAUUGAAUAUCAGGGACCAGAUGCUGAGGAAGUCAAAGGUUUCUUCAGAUUACACAAGAUAGAGCAAGCAUGUGCAACCUGUUUGAUAUUAGCUUGUUCCAGAAUAGCUGCUGAUCAACAGGUUUCAAACUGGGCAACAAUGGCAUUUUUUAUGUAUGGUGGAGAUGCCCAGUACAAUUUAAAUCCUACUGGUAUGGGUGACAGAGGACUAAUGGCCAGUAAUAUUGGUCCAGGUCUCCAUCCAAGUCAGACCUCCACACCAGCUCCUGGAAUGGGACCCGGUGGCAUGCAUUAUCAUCAUCAGUUCAAUCCAACUCAGAAUAUAACACAUGACAUUGUCUUCUCAGGAAAACAUAAUGGAAUAUGUCUGUAUCUCUCCAGAAUUCUCAGAUCUGUAUGGGAUAGUAACGUUGCUUCAGAUUUUCCCUGCCAAACGCAACAAGGAAUUGUUAAUUUAAUGAAUUGCAAUUUAUCAAAUGUCAUAUUGACAGAGAUAUUGGAGAAUGUGCGAGGAUUGUCCGACUUUGUUGACUUUAACUCUAGAUUUGAAACAGGACCUGCAGAUACUGGUGUGAUGCCUGCAAUGGCAUUUUCACCACGGUACAUGAUGAGUCAUGGGGAUGAUCAAAUUAAAAAGAAAUUACAAGCUGAAGCUCAGAAGAUGGAGAAGAUUUCAUUACAACAUGUUCAAGAUUUGAUUCAUCAAGUAGAAGAGGUUUUAGGACUGUUAAAAGUUUUAUGUGAUCAUCCAUUCCAUCAUGUAGCUGCAGCAUUAUCUAAAGAUCAACAGAAUCAGCUAAGAACAAUGACAUUGAAGCAGAUGGUUGUAACUGGGAAAGAGAUGUGCACAUCACUGAUAACAAGUUUAAUCAACAUAUAUUUAAAUGACAAUGCUAGUAUAGAUUUGGUCAAUGCCAGACUUAGAGAAGUCUGUCCUACAUUGUAUAGCUCUGAUGAUGCUACUUGUUCCAAGGCCAAUGAAUUACUACAGGCAGCUAGAGUAAAUCAAAAUCAGACAGAAAAAAGAAAACAGCUGUUAGAAUCACUGAAGUUGUACAAAGAAGUCACCCAACCUCUACAGCUUCCAGGUGUAUGUAAUUCAUUUGCAACAGUACAUUUCUUUGAGGGGAUUGUUGACCUUUGUUUGACCUUGUCUACUAAACGAGACCCACAGCAGUUAGCGUUACAUUACUAUCGUAGUGGAGAACCACAAGAGGAUCUUCAAGGGAUGACAGCACAUUUGGCAAGAAUGGAAUGUUACAACUGUAUAACAGACACUCUUGGAUACCUGAUGUCUGCCAGUGUUUCCCAUCCUCAGGCACCAAGUAUACCUAAAGGUCCAGGACCCCCUCCAACACCAGAUCCAAGUAUACUAAAUGCAGCUGAUGCUGAAAAAUAUAAAUCAGAUGUUUUCACAUUGGCAUUACGGUCUAAAGAUGAACUGUUCCAUGUUGCUUUAUAUGAUUGGUUAUGCAAUGGUAACAUGACAGAAAAACUAUUAGAGGUGCAGUCUCCUUUCCUUGAAAGCUACCUGAAGAGAAAAGCAGGGUACCAGGGAGAAGCCGUACAAGCAUUGGAUAUGUUAUGGAAGUAUUAUGAGAAGCUAAGAAACUUUCCAGCGGCAGCAAAAAUAUUGUCAAAAUUAGCAGAAAGACAUGGAAAUGAUGUUCGUCUACAACAAAGAAUAGAAUAUUUGUCUCGUGCAAUUAUGUGUGCCAAAAGUUCUACCACUCAUAUCAGCUCAGCAGCAGAUGGUGAAUUUCUGCAUGAAUUGGAAGAAAAGAUGGAGGUUGCUAGGUUACAAUUACAAGUACAGAAAGCUUUGAGUAAACUUUCAUCUAGUAGAAUGGAAUGUCAGGAGGCAUUAAAUCGUCUGGAUUCAGACCUGCUUGAUUUGACAAUAUUGUAUGAAGACUUUGCAGACAAGUUUGAUUUAUCUGAAUGUAAAUUAGCAAUAGUCCACUGUGCAGGAUUGUAUGAUGUAGUUCUAGUCGAAAGUUUGUGGAAAGAUAUUAUUGAUAAAGAAAUAUUAAGUACUGGAUCAAUGGAUGGAAAUUCUAGAGUAAAAAAUCUGGACUUAAAACUAUCAGCUGUAGGGAAGCUGUACAUAAAAACAGAAAGAUAUUUCCCUUCAGCUUUCCUUAUAAAAUAUUUGGAACAAAGAAGUUGUGAACUGGGACUGAAUACAGAAUGGGUUUUUAAAUUGAUGUUAGAGACAGGACUAGCGCCACCUAGGGUGUUUGAAAUCUAUGACAGAUUAUUCAAGUCUAGGGAUCCAUUCUGGCUAUCAAUACAGAAACCUCUGAGAUUGCUGGAAGUUCUGUGUGAACUUUUAUGUCAUUUAGUGGCACAUCCAGCUCAAAUACCAGUGUAUGAAAGGAGACUAUUUACAACUGUGUGUCUUGAUUCAGUGGCAAGUUACUUGGUAGAACUACAGGCUAUGAGAAGUACAGAAUCACAUAUAAGACUGAUUAAUCAGUUUAAAAGACUUCAGUCAGAACUGGAGCGUUUGUGACAGCCAUAAAUCUGUAAUGACAUUAAAUGUAAAUUAUUUUAUAAAGUAUUGUGAAAAAUCAAUAUUUUGAAUUGAUUAAAUUGUCAGCCAUGUUUUUAUUAUGCAUAACAACAUUUUUAAGAAUAUUCCGAAGUAUAGUCUUAGUUUGAGUUGACUAUUGAGUUAUUCAACAUCUAUACCUUGAGUCAGCUAAAGAUCACAUUUAAUGAGCAUCCAUGUCUCAAGUCUGCUAAAAAUUACAUUUAGCGAGAAUUCAUUCCUUUAGUCUGCUAAAAAUCAUAUUCAGUGAGCAUCCAUACCUUUAGCAAGUUAAACAUUACAUUCAACAAGCACCCAUUCCUUGAGCAAGCUAAAGAUUACACGUGAUGAACAUCUUUACCUUGAGCAAGUUAAAAAUUACAUUCAAAUAUCAACAAUGCAAGGUUUUAUAAAAAUCUGUAUUCAUAUAACUUGGUGUAAUGAUGCAUCUAAGAGAGUAUAGCAACAUCUUACAAAAAGAAGGUGACUCAGCCCCUCAUUCUACAUUCAUAGUAAGUUUUACAUCCAAGUGUAGAUAUUAGAUACUAUAUAUCACCUACAAUCAUAUAGCUUAAUGAGUAUGCAUUCACUGGAGCAUAGCAGAUAGUCCUUUCUUACUUUAUUUUAUAACUUUGGUGAUUUGUAUUAUAAGUUGAAGUUCAUUUUCCAGAUACUAAGUGACCUUUUACACUGAACUUAAAUUUCACUGCGACAACUUGAUCAAUUAUGAUAAAGGUUUUUCAAGCCAAUUUGGGGUUUAGGCAAACUUUGUAAUUGAAGAUUACCUAUGUUUAUUUAUGUAAGUGAAUCAUUAUAAAAUUACUCCUAGCUCUGUUUACACUUGAUAUAAUUAUUGCCAUUUUUAUUAACUUACACUGAGUUAAUUCAAAAGAAUAUAUGUUUAUUUUAAUAUGAAAUAAGAAUGUACUGUGGUUACAAUAGAAUAUAUGGCAUACUUUGGCCUACAGUGGCAAUUAUAUCUUGAAUAUGCAUGAACUAUUUGUCACUUAAAAUGUUAAUAAAUCAUUGUCAAUUAAAUUCUAUGUUAACAUUUUACAGAGAAACCUUUAAAAUAUCUUCAUUUAAAAUGUUCAUUCAAAUAAAGAAAAAGAAAGGAACGAUUGUCUGAUUCUAUUAUUGUUAUACACAUCAGUAAGUCUAGAAUUAAACUUAACAGACAUUGUAUGCCCCCACCAAAAACUUUUAGGUCAUAAAGGUUUACCUGUGUCCUUCAAUAUGCAACAAUUUUUUACAAUCUUUGUGUAAAGGUGAUCUUGGAGUUUUUGUAUAUUGAUCAAGACCAAAUUGCAUUUUCACCAUGUUACACCUGUUUUUGACAGAAUUGUGUUACAUGAGCAUUAAUUUUGAGUAUGAAUCUAAAAACUGUCCACAAUUUUUGCCAUGUUUUCAUGAAAAAAGCAUCUAAUCUAGGUUGUUUUUCAUUCUGAAAAAAAGAAGUGUAUGGUUGUGUUAUCCUGUAUAUUCCAAAGAUGCUGUGUGAAAUUUGUACUGAUUUCUGUCUUGCCUGGGACAAAGUCGCGAAAAGCGAGACAUAGGGAUUGCUUUUCUGGCGAUGGCUGCGACAACAGCGGCAACAAUUGUUAAGUUUUCUGCUUAAGUUAGUUUGAUAGGAACUACUUGUGAUAGAUCAUUGAUAUUCAAUAUAAAGUUGCAUCACUACCAGUACAUAUCAGUUUGACGACUAUUUUGAGGCCCUGCCCCUAGGUCAUGGUCCAGCGACUUUGAAUUAACUAGCAAUUUUCAAUGUUAAGUUUUCUGCUUAAGUUAGUUUGAUAGGAACUACUGGUGAUAGAUCAAUGAUAUUUUGUAUGAAGUCACAUUACUAUCAGUACAUAUCAGUUUGACGACUAUUUGGAGGCCCUGCCACCCAGGACAUGGUCCAGUGACUUUGAAUUAUUAGCAAUUUACAAUGUUAAGUUUUCUGCUUAUGUUAGAUUGAUAGGAACUACUAACAAUAGACAACGGUAUUUUCUAUAAAGUUACAUUACUGUUUGUACACCUCAGUUUGUCAACCAUUUUGAGGCCCUGCCCACUAGAUCAUGGUCUAGCGACUUUGAAUUAAUAAGCAAUGUUGCUGUUCAUCAGAUUGUCUUUAUCUGAAUUUUAUGCCGACAGGCGAGACAUAUCUCUGUGUCAACAGUUUAUUUUAUUAAAAGAGGGCCAAAAUUUUACAGUAAUCAUUUCACCUUAUUGAUAAUUAUUGUACAUUGUAGAAAAUAUCUGAAAUAUGUUAAUCAUCACUAUUAUAUGAAAAUUCAAAUGAAUAUAUAUCUACUUUAUCAGCAUUUUUGAAAUUUUCCCAUUCUGUUUUUUUUUGUGAUCAUUUGUUGCAUUCUGAUAAAUAUUUCUUCAAUAGAGUCCAGUUAUUUAUUGGUAUUCUGUGUAUCUUUAUCUCUGCUCAGCUCUUCAUAAAAUUGCACAUGAUGGCUUUGUCAGGUAAAAAAUUUAAGCCUCCUUAACUUUGACCUGAUCUUAUCACUGACAUCAUAAUGUUUGACUUGCUGUGGGUUUUAUCCAGUUUUCUUCCAUUCUACUGGUAAAGCAAAGAAAAGGCUGUUUCAAUCUUGAAAAACAAAUAAAUACAAUCCAGUAAAAUCAUUAUCAGAUUUUUCUUAAAUUGAUAUUGUAAAAUAGCAGCUGCCCAACACCAUUUGAAGCUUUUUUAAGGUUGUAUCCUUAUCCUUUUAUUGUGACUUGACUUGCAGCUGAUAAUUUAUAUUAUCCCUUUUUUCCUAAAUUUGCCUUUAUCGGUAAUAUUUUUUGUAUGAUAAUUUUCCUUCUCCUUUUAUGUAGUGAAAGUAUUUUUAAAAUAAAUACAAAUGGGUCCAUGCAGGUUUACAUGAGUGUUCACAACAAAGAAAGAGUGUGUAGUUUCAAUAUUUUAUUAUCAUAACACAAAUAAAUAUACAAUCACUUAAUUCACACAUGAAUACAGAAUCAGAAUAAGUUACAAUACUCUAUUAUAAUUUGCCAAUCAAGCUAAAUUUAAAAAAAGGAAACGUCUUUCUAUAAAUAGGACAAUGUGUAUUUGAAAUACUUGAUGCAGGAUUUAACAUGCAAAAGUGUGAUGCAGUGCUUUUUACCAUCGCAGAAUUAUAAUAUUACUUCCAGCUUCCAAAUAGCUCUAUUAUCUUCUUAAUUUGAUUACCCAAUUUCGAAACACAUCUUCAAGGUCUUGAAACUAACAUCAACAAGACUUUGCCAGAAGUUGACAUCAAUAAUGGUAAAGCAAAAAUAUAUAUAUUGUACUUAUAUGUAAUAUAAGUACUGUUUAUACAAACAGCCUUUCCAGCUUACACUAAAUAAUUAAUGUGAUAAUAAAGAUGCUGUCAUUCUGGAUACAUUUAAUUAACAUACACAGACCACUUGUUAUAUCUUGAGGUUAAUUUCCCUGGCAUUUGACACUUUGAAGUUACAACUGGAAUCUCACUAGGAGGCCCUAUAAUCUUUUCUUAAUCAGAUACAUGUCAUAAUUAAUAACGGUUGGUGAGGAAAUGCAGAUAAUGAUACCAGAUCUUAUAAAAAUUAAUUACACAACAAUAAGUAUAUUAUCUGAAGGUCAGUGAGGUCAGUCUCCUCCCACUGUAUGAUUGAUGUACCCUAUCUCUGUGUAAGGCCAUAUGCAUGGUCUUUGUAUAAUCAGUUUCUUGGUUCAUAGCAGUCUUGACUAGUUGAUAUAGUUUUACAGUGCUAUUAUUUAAUUUACCGCCCACCAUCCACCUUCCUAACAACUUCAAUAAUAUUUCAUGACGAGGGAAACAUCUCAGCUUUUACUAGUGAUAUAUAUUUUAUUUUAUUAAUUUUGAUUCCUUGAUGGAAUUUUAUCACUGGUUAUUUCUAAAAUUUCAUUCAUCCCCAAGCAUUUCGGGGACAAAUUUUAUCAAAUUUAUUCCAGCGCCAGUUUGAUAUACCCCUGCUACUCUACUAGCACAUGGGCUAUCCCCAUGCAGACCUUGCACACCCCGGCUGCAGAUGAGACGCCUAGUCUCAUCACCUAAGUGGAGAACCCUCGCUUCACAUUCCCCGGCUGGCGUAUUGUCGGGCAGACAGGUUCUUCCUCACACUGGAGGUUGCAAGCUGACUUGCUCAGGCAGGAACUCAAAAUUGUCUUGUAUGCUGAGUGUUUCCCUAGGGCCAACACCAGAUUGAUUAAUUGUUUUUUAUAAUAAAAUUAUUAUUCAUUCUAAAA
Mytilus californianus (California mussel) is the source of this 8395-nucleotide messenger RNA. RefSeq names its product nuclear pore complex protein Nup155-like. The transcript has 34 exons. Gene Ontology annotation, molecular function: structural constituent of nuclear pore. Gene Ontology annotation, biological process: transcription-dependent tethering of RNA polymerase II gene DNA at nuclear periphery; RNA export from nucleus; protein localization to nuclear inner membrane. Gene Ontology annotation, cellular component: nuclear pore inner ring; nuclear pore. Bases 133 to 4167 code for a protein of 1344 amino acids. The record is from RefSeq and is a predicted model, not a curated record. NCBI's taxonomy places the organism in Eukaryota, Metazoa, Mollusca, Bivalvia, Mytilida, Mytilidae.